Messenger RNA from Contarinia nasturtii (swede midge), 1633 nucleotides. Its product is annotated as sialin-like. The record is from RefSeq and is a predicted model, not a curated record. Lineage: Eukaryota; Metazoa; Arthropoda; Insecta; Diptera; Cecidomyiidae. The transcript has 10 exons. The coding region runs from base 120 to 1559 and encodes 479 amino acids. Gene Ontology annotation, molecular function: transmembrane transporter activity. Gene Ontology annotation, biological process: transmembrane transport; monoatomic anion transport.
GAAAUUAAUUGUGAUCGGAGAAAGUGAAAAACAUCUGUGAUAAAAACGAAUUUAGAUAGUUUUAAAAUAUAAAAAGAAUUUGCUAUUUGUGUUAAAUAAAAGUGGUAUAAAUAACGACGAUGAAGUUACCAUUUGGAAUAGUGUCAAUCCAACAGCGUUAUGUUGUCGUUGCUAUGAUGUUUUUUACACUGGCUGUGGUAUUUUCACUACGAGUAAGCUUUCCAAUAGUCUUGACUCAAAUGGUCUAUGUGCCGAAUGUCAAUCCAGAUGAAAGUCAUUUAACCAACAACGUGAUUAUUUGUCCUGUUCAAAAUGACACUGAAAGUGUUGGCAAACCAGAAACGGUCGUGUCAUUAUUGAUUAACAAUACCGAUCGUUAUCAAUGGUCGCAAAAGCUGCAAGGAGUAGUACUGUCAUCGUUUUAUUACGGUAAUAUCUUUUCUGAAAUUCCUGCUUCAAUACUUGUUCAACGUUACGGUGCAAAAAUUUUGCUAUUAACCUCACUCGCAUUAUCUGCACUCGUAACUAUAUUGACUCCGAUGGCUGUUGAAUAUGGUGAAGCUUAUGGAUUAAUUGCGACACGUGUUUUACUUGGCUUUGUUCAGGGGCCAAUUUUUCCAUGCCUUGCCGCAUUUGUUGUGCCUUGGUAUCCUGUUGAAGAACGCGGUCGACUCUGCAGCUUUGGAUAUAUUGGUAUAUCGGCUGGUGCAGCGUUGGCUAGUUUUGCAUCUGGCUUACUGUUACAUAACUUUGGUAGAUGGGAUAUUACUUUUUACUUUUUCACUGUAAUCCUGGUUCUUCUGUGGAUUUCAUUUGCAUUUUUAUGCUAUGAAAAACCACAAGAUCAUCCGUUCAUAAGUGAUGAGGAAAAAGAAUAUUUGCAACAAAAAAUCGAGCACUACGAAAAUGAACGAAGAAAUCUAUCGUCAACGCCGUGGAUAGCAAUUAUUAAAUGUUCACCAGUUUGGGCACUUAUAUUAUCAACCGCAUUAUACAGCUGGUCAUUCUCUAUCAUAAACACUGACCUACCGAAAUAUUUGAAUGAUGUACUUCAUGUCUCGAUCGAUAAAAAUGGAAUUUACUCAUCGGUGCCGAAAAUUUUGAGUAUCAUUGUAUCAACCGGUUCGGGCAUUGUGAGUGAUUUAUUGCUAUCAAAAUAUCAUAUCGACCGAACUCUCGUUCGUAAAAUAUUCGUCGUAUUGACUUCGAUAAUACCUGCUACGUUUUUAAUGUCUGCCUCGUAUGCCGGCUGUAAUGAACUGCUCGCAGUGAUUUUCUUCACAAUUUCGAUUUCAGCUCAUGGAUUCAAUUCAGUCGGUGCCGCCAUCAAUCUUUACGACUUGGCUCCAAAUUAUGUAGCACCUUUGAAUGCUGUUAUAAAUAGUUUAGCCACUUUUGUUGGUUUACUCACGCCCUUUAUCGCUGGCGUCCUUACACCAAAUGCGUUGUUGUCUGAGUGGCGAACGGUAUUUUGGAUAACUUUUUCACUUCAUCUGAUGGAAUCCGUUAUUUUUACAAUAUUUGGCAGUGCUGUUACACAAAAAUGGAAUUCGUCUUGAAAUUAAGAUAAUUUGGUAGUUCCCUUUUUAUAUGGUUUUUGGAUGUUAUCGCGAAAAUAAAUCAAUAGAAUAUA